AUGUCGUCGAUGUCCGGGACCUCGGUCACGAGCGCCGCGCCGAGCCGUCGCACGCGCAUCUACCUGUUGGAGGACGUGCGCAAGCAUCGCUCGAGCAAGGACUGCUGGGUCGUGCAUGACAACAAGGUCUAUGACGUAAGUUGGUCCGCGAAUGGCCAGCCUGCCUUCUCUUGGGGUCGUUGCGUGGACUGAGCCGAGAUUGCACUGCCUAUCCAUUGGAUCAUCGAACGCCACCGCCGCCACCGCCGCCACCGCGAUCGCCGUAACCGCUCCCGCUCCCGUCCCCGCCCCCGACGCGUUUACAACCGCGGCCGUCUGCGCGCUCACGCCGAAAACACGCCCAACCGCCUCUACGAUGACCGCCCAAUCCAUUCCACCUCACUAGGUCACUCCCUUCCUCGAAGAUCACCCCGGGGGAGACGAUCUGAUCCUCCACUACGCCGGCAAGGACAUCACCUCCGUCAUGGCCGACCCCGUGGAGCACUCGCACUCCGACUCGGCCUACGAACUCUUGCAGCAGUACCAACUCGGCGUCAUCGGUGCAGAGGAACGCAUCACCAACGAGGACUUUGUCUGGAACGAGAAAUUCGAACCCCAGGACACGGACACGUCGCAGGAUUGGCAAAAGAAUCAGUUUUUGGAUCUUCAGCGACCUUUGGUCAUGCAGAUGCUGCGAAGCGAUUUCUCCAAAGCGUUCUAUCUGCAACAGGUCCAUCAACCUAGGUCAGCAAAGCCAGGACCGUCUGAUGCCGCGUAGUAUCCCACCACUGACCGCCGAUCGACACCCACCCGCCCGCGCAGGCACAUGUCGGAACCGGCGACGUUGUUCGGCCCGUGGUACCUCGAGAUGUUGACCCGAACAUCGUGGUACGUCGUCCCUAUCGUAUGGACUCCGAUCACGCUCUACUUCCUCUACUGCGCGUGGAUGCAACAGCCCGUCGCGCUCGACUUCUCGACAAGAGCGACACGCCUCGGCCUGUCGUUCUUGUUUGGCAACUUUGUGUGGACCGUGAGUCGGCUUUGGGCGUUCUCUGUCACGGGGCAUAGGGAACUGAUGAGUGAAGGACUACUUGCACAGAUCCUUGAAUACACAUUACACCGGUUCCUCUUCCACAUGGAGGCCGUCCUGCCCGACCAUCCGUUUGCCUUGACACUUCAUUUCCUCCUCCAUGGCAUUCAUCACUACCUUCCCGUGAGUCAGAACAUAUCGAGAAAUCUUAUCAUGAUGGUGUUGACCAACGACUGCAUUUCCUCCCCACUUUAGAUGGAUCGCCUGCGCCUCGUCAUGCCCCCGAUCCUAUUCGCCGCCCUUUCGUACCCCUUCAUCCGUCUCGCCCAUUCCAUCUUCCCGCACAACAUUGCUUACGGAAUAAUCGCGGGAGCGUAUACGUUCUAUAUCGGCUACGACCUGUUACAUGUAAGUCAGGUGCAGACGGGGCAAGUCGUUGACAUUCCACCCCCCGUCCAUAGACUGAUCACCUCCUUGAAUACUCCCUCUCUCGCAGUACUUUAUGCACCACGCCAAACUUCCCCGCGUUUUGAAAGCACAAAAGAGUUGGCACAUGGAACAUCAUUACAAGGAACCGAAUCUCGGCUACGGCGUCACGUCGCCGUUCUGGGAUAUGGUCUUUGACACCGUCUUUGAUGCGAAAGCGAGAAGAAUGGAAGGGGGCAAGAUGAAGGCCGAACUUUGA
This is a messenger RNA of Microbotryum saponariae, 1694 nucleotides long. Lineage: Eukaryota; Fungi; Basidiomycota; Microbotryomycetes; Microbotryales; Microbotryaceae. The record is from the annotation of a GenBank genome assembly.